This is a messenger RNA of Coregonus sp. 'balchen', 9381 nucleotides long. NCBI's taxonomy places the organism in Eukaryota, Metazoa, Chordata, Actinopteri, Salmoniformes, Salmonidae. The record is from the annotation of a GenBank genome assembly.
AUGACUGCAUCUGUGUUCUUCGGGUGUACAUUCAUCGCUUUCGGCCCUGCCAUUGCACUGUUCUUGUUUACUAUUGCCAGGGACCCACUCCGAGUGAUAUUUCUUAUCGCCGGGUAAGUAGCUGGCGUAACGUUAACUAAAAAAAAAGGGUUCGCUUGCUAUCUAUCUAGAUUUGGAUGGAGGAUAGCCAUCUAGCAAACAGCAGUUAGCCAUAUGCUAACCGAUAACUAGCUAGCCCAAAGGCUAAUGCUAAUUCACAAACAAAACCUCUUGCUUAUUGGUCACACAUUUUUCGGACUUGUGGUUUUACUGUAUUAUAAUUAUUUACUCUGUUAAGUAUCUGCAAAUGUUAAACACAAACCACUGUUAGCUGGAGAGCUACUCGUCGUGCAAGGUUUUGUUCCAGCCCAACACUAAACCUAAAUAGUCGCACAUGCGCGACUACAGUUUUUCUUUUACAUUUUGUGGAGCACCCCGUAGAAUGUUUUAUUUCACAGUACAGUAAUUCCUUUAUGUACUAAUGAGCCCAGGCCAGAUAAUUAGCCAGAUAACGUAAUACAUACAUACAUAGCACGGUAUCCCUGUCAUACACAUUGUACACUUCUCAUAUAGCCACAUACAUAAUGAGUGUGUAUUGACCAGUGUCUAUUUUGUAUACAGCAGUACUAUGUGUCUAAGACAUCCCCCUUUGGAGACAAGUUCCUCCUAUCCUAAACUCUGUCCAUUUUAGUGUGUGUGUGUGUGAUGAUCCUGAUUUAUUUAAGUGUUUCUAUACUUAGUGUGAAACUUGUGUGGUUUUUUUUCUCUCUCUCUCUCCCAGGGCGUUCUUCUGGUUGUGUUCUCUGCUGCUGUCUUCACUAGUGUGGUUCAUCACAGUUCAGAUCAGCGACAAAGAGAGUGCCUCCCAGCAGAAAGGACUGCUCAUAUUCGGGGUGGUGCUCUCUGUGCUGCUGCAGGAGACGUUCCGCUUUGGCUACUAUAAGCUGCUGAAGUAAGUAGCAGACCUGGGCUCAAAUACUAUUAGACAUUAUUCAAAUACGUGGAACAUUUUCUUUAGCCUAUUUGGAGUGCUAGAUCAAGGUCAGCGAUGGCAGUUUUUUAAGGUAAUCUGUUGGUCAAAGUAAGCCCUGCAAGUUCAAUCAACCCCAGAUAAAUCUAUUUGUAAGUCGCUCUGGAUAAGAGCGUCUGCUAAAUGACGUAAAUGUAAAUAAAGUUUUUGAAAUGAUUUCAAAUAGUAUUUAAACCCAGGUGUGGUGAGUAGUAACCCUAUCCCAUGGCCUGCUCAGCCUGCUGCUCUGCAUUCUGGUCUUGUAUCUCUCAGGGCUUUUCCAGACUGCAGCAGAGAGGAAGUACAUUGUUGAGAGGAAUAUCAGCGCCUUCGGAAAGUAUUCACAACCCUUGACUUUUUCCACAUUUUGUUGUUACAGCCUGAAUUUCAAAAUGGAUACAAUUUAGAUUGUGGAUUUAUGCCCACUCAUCACGAACGCACACACUGUCUGAUCAGCCGUUAUGGCCCUAUAUUAAAAUAGCGCAUUCCAUUUCCCUUAUGCAUUCUGCCAUUUCUUUCUAGAAACAUUAUACUGCACGACUAUAUUCUUCUAUAGCUCCUGUGUUAGCAGGAGAAAAUCACUUCCACACAUAAUGGGGGUUAUUUUCCUGUCUCUAGCCGACCAGAGUGAAACGUUGUUUUGGGUGCACAGAAUCAUCGUAACACUCACGAGUUAGAGAGACUCUGUUUGUUUCAUUCUGUUAAUGCUUUCCUUUGCUCAUACUUCCCACGUUGUGUUGGAACUCCUGUCUACUUCCCACGUUGUGUUGGAGCUCUUGUCUACUUCCCACGUUGUGUUGGAACUCCUGUCUACUUCCCACGUUGUGUUGGAGCUCCUGUCUACUUCCCACGUUGUGUUGGAGCUCCUGUCUACUUCCCACGUUGUGUUGGAGCUCCUGUCUACUUCCCACGUUGUGUUGGAGCUCCUGUCUACUUCCCACGUUGUGUUGGAGCUCCUGUCUUGUCUGUGUCAUUUGAGUUGUGCGGCGGGAGUGUGCUCGCCGUUGCACACCGCUAUAUGUUACUGAGUUGCCGUCAUUCGCCGGUUACGUUCAUGUAAGAAUUCAUGAUUGAUGUUUUAACGUGUUCUCAAUUUAAAGCGUACAUGGAAGUGGUCACGUCUGUUUUUAGACGGGAUGUAGUAACGGGGGUAAUUAUGAGGAAGCCAGUUACAUUUAUAUUACCAGUUAUGUGCUUACUUGUCAUUGGACAUGGGUAUGUCCCAGGGAGGGGCUUAGAGGAUAUAAGCGGCUGUUUUGGGGUUUCUGGGUAGAUUGGGUUUGGUGAUAGAGUGGGGGGGGGGGGCUGCCUGAGCCAGCUACACCCCCAACCUGUAAGAGCUCUGGAAGCUAUGGCCUGUUUGUUUAGUUUGAGAAGUAACUCUAUUGUCUACCUGUUUAUCUUGGAAAUAUUCAUAGCUGUCUAUCACCUUUGAACACAGGAAAUUAAAUAUGGACACCUUUGCACCACAACGUUCUGCAUCCUUCUGAAUAUCUGCCCUUAAGACGGCAUCUCCACAUUACCCAUGUCACAGGCCUACACACAAUACCUCAUCAUUUCAUAGGAAUUAGGUUUUUCAUUUUUUUUGUUUACAAAAUUAAUUAAAAAUGAAAAGCUGAAAUGUCUUGAGUCAAUAAGUAUUCAACCCCUUUGUUAUGGCAAGCCUAAAUAAUUUCAGGAGUAAAACAUGUGGUCAACAAGUCACGUAAUAAGUUGCAUGGACUCACUCUGUGUGCAAUAAUAGUGUUUAAGAUUAUUUUUGAAUGAAUACCUCAUCUUUGUACCCCACAUAUACAAUUAUCUUUAAGGUCCCUCAGUCGAGCAGUGAAUUUCAAACACAGAUUCAACCACAAAGACAAGGGAGGUUUUCCAAAACCUCGCAAAGAAGGGCACCUAUUGGUAGAUGGGUAAAAAAACAAACAGACAUUGAAUAUCACUUUGAGCAUGGUGAAGUUAUUAAUUACACUUUGGAUGUACACCCAGUCACUACGAAGACACAGGCGUCAUUCCUAACUCAGUUGCCAGAGAGGAAGGAAACCGCUCAGGGAUUUCACCAUGAGGCCAAUGGUGACUUUAAAACAGUUACUGAGUUUAAUGGCUGUUAUAGGGUUAAACUGAGGAUGGAUCAACAACAUUGUAGUUACUCCACAAUACUAACCUAAAUGACAGAGUGAAAAGAAGGAAGUCUGUACCGAAUAAAACAUAUUCCAAAACAUGCAUCCUGUUUACAACAAGGCACUAAAGUAAAACUGCAAAACAUUUGGCAAAGCGCUGAACUGUUUGUCCUGAAUACAAAGGGUUAUGUUUGGGGCAAAUACAACACAUUACUGAGUACCACUCUCCAUAUUUUCAAGCAUAGGGGUGGCUACACCAGAUACUGACUGUUACUAUUGAUUUUGACCCCCCCCCCCCUUUGUUCAGGGACACAUUAUUCCAUUUCUGUUAGUCACAUGUCUGUGGAACUUGUUAAGUUUAUGUCUCAGUUGUUGAAUCUUAUGUUCAUAGAAAUAUUUACACAUGUUAAGUUUGCUGAAAAUAAAUGCAGUUGACAGUGAGAGGACGUUUCUUUUUUUGCUGAGUUUAUAUUUGAUGAUACUGUAGUUUGAUUGUAGUGCAAUUUCUUUGUCUUACAGGAAGGCAAACGAAGGCUUGCUCACGCUGAGUGCAGAGGAAACCAUGCCGAUCUCCAUACGGCAACUGGCCUAUGGUAUGUGGAGGAAGAUGACCUCAAAAUUGUGCAUAACAUUAUGAAUAGAAGCAGAUGGAAGAUAUUAGAGAUUAUGAAUAGAGAAUAGAAGCAGAUGGAAUAUCUUAGAGAUUAUGAAUAAGGAAUAGAAGCAGAUGGAAGAUAUUAGAGAUGAUGAAUAAGGAAUAGAAGCAGAUGGAAGAUAUUAGAGAUUAUGAAGAGAGAAUAGAAGCAGAUGGAAUAUAUUAGAGAUGAUGAAUAAGGAAUAGAAGCAGAUGGAAUAUAUUAGAGAUUAUGAAUAAGGAAUAGAAGCAGAUGGAAGAUAUUAGAGAUGAUGAAUAAGGAAUAGAAGCAGAUGGAAGAUAUUAGAGAUUAUGAAGAGAGAAUAGAAGCAGAUGGAAUAUAUUAGAGAUGAUGAAUAAGGAAUAGAAGCAGAUGGAAUAUAUUAGAGAUUAUGAAUAAGGAAUAGAAGCAGAUGGAAGAUAUUAGAGAUGAUGAAUAAGGAAUAGAAGCAGAUGGAAGAUAUUAGAGAUUAUGAAGAGAGAAUAGAAGCAGAUGGAAGAUAUUAGAGAUGAUGAAUAAGGAAUAGAAGCAGAUGGAAGAUAUUAGAGAUGAUGAAUAAGGAAUAGAAGCAGGUGGAAGAUAUUAGAGAUUAUGAAUAAGGAAUAGAAGCAGAUGGAAGAUAUUAGAGAUUAUGAAUAAGGAAUAGAAGCAGAUGGAAGAUAUUAGAGAUUAUGAAUAAGGAAUAGAAGCAGAUGGAAGAUAUUAGAGAUUAUGAAUAAGGAAUAGAAGCAGAUGGAAUAUAUUAGAGAUUAUGAAUAAGGAAUAGAAGCAGAUGGAAGAUAUUAGAGAUUAUGAAUAAGGAAUAGAAGCAGAUGGAAGAUAUUAGAGAUUAUGAAUAAGGAAUAGAAGCAGAUGGAAGACAUUAGAGAUUAUGAAUAAGGAAUAGAAGCAGAUGGAAGAUAUUAGAGAUUAUGAAUAAGGAAUAGACGCAGAUGGAAGAUAUUAGAGAUUAUGAAUAAGGAAUAGAUGCAGGUGGAAGACAUUAGAGAUUAUGAAUAAGGAAUAGAAGCAGAUGGAAGAUAUUAGAGAUUAUGAAUAGAGAAUAGAAGCAGAUGGAAGAUAUUAGAGAUUAUGAAUAAGCAAUAGUAGCAGAUGGAAGUUAUUAGAUUUGAGGCAGAGUUUUGUAGGCCUAUACUUUUCCCUCUGUAGUAGUAGUUAGUUAUCAUGUUUCAUAUUACAUUACAAUAAAACCCUCAGAUGUUAUUUUAGACCAUAGUGCCAUUACAUCUUUCUCUAUUAUUGUCUGUUUCCCCCAGUGUCUGAUAGUGUCUCUGUUAUUGUCUGUUUCCCCCAGUGUCUAAUAGUGUCUCUGUUAUUGUCGGUUUCCCCCAGUGUCUAAUAGUGUCUCUGUUAUUGUCUGUUUCCCCAGUGUCUAAUAGUGUCUCUGUUAUUGUCUGUUUCCCCCAGUGUCUUAAUAGUGUCUCUGUUAUUGUCUGUUUCCCCCAGUGUCUGAUAGUGUCUCUGUUAUUGUCUGUUUCCCCCAGUGUCUGAUAGUGUCUCUGUUAUUGUCUGUUUCCCCCAGUGUCUGAUAGUGUCUCUGUUAUUGUCUGUUUCCCCAGUGUCUGAUAGUGUCUCUGUUAUUGUCUGUUUCCCCCAGUGUCUGAUAGUGUCUCUGUUAUUGUCUGUUUCCCCCAGUGUCUGAUAGUGUCUUGUUAUUGUUGUUUCCCCAGUGUCUGAUAGUGUCUCUGUUAUUGUCUGUUUCCCCCAGUGUCUAAUAGUGUCUCUGUUAUAGUCUGUUUCCCCCAGUGUCUGAUAGUGUCUCUGUUAUUGUCUGUUUCCCCCAGUGUCUGAUAGUGUCUCUGUUAUUGUCUGUUUCCCCCAGUGUCUGAUAGUGUCUCUGUUAUUGUCUGUUUCCCCCAGUGUCUAAUAGUGUCUCUGUUAUUGUCUGUUUCCCCCAGUGUCUGAUAGUGUCUCUGUUAUUGUCUGUUUCCCCCAGUGUCUGAUAGUGUCUCUGUUAUUGUCUGUUUCCCCAGUGUCCAAUAGUGUCUCUGUUAUUGUCUGUUUCCCCCAGUGUCUGAUAGUGUCUCUGUUAUUGUCUGUUUCCCCCAGUGUCUAAUAGUGUCUCUGUUAUGUCUGUUUCCCCAGUGUCUAAUAGUGUCUCUGUUAUUGUCUGUUUCCCCCAGUGUCUGAUAGUCUCUGUUAUUGUCUGUUUCCCCAGUGUCUGAUAGUGUCUCUGUUAUUGUCUGUUUUCCCCCAGUGUCUGAUAGUGUCUCUGUUAUUGUCUGUUUCCCCAGUGUCUAAUAGUGUCUCUGUUAUUGUCUGUUUCCCCCAGUGUCUGAUAGUGUCUCUGUUAUUGUCUGUUUCCCCCAGUGUCUAAUAGUGUCUCUGUUAUUGUCUGUUUCCCCCAGUGUCUGAUAGUGUCUCUGUUAUUGUCUGUUUCCCCCAGUGUCUGAUAGUGUCUCUGUUAUUGUCUGUUUCCCCCAGUGUCUGAUAGUGUCUCUGUUAUUGUCUGUUUCCCCAGUGUCUAAUAGUGUCUCUGUUAUUGUCUGUUUCCCCAGUGUCUGAUAGUGUCUCUGCUGUCUGUUCCCCCAGUGUCUGAUCAAGUGUCUCAGUUGUCCAUUUGUUUGUUCCCCAGUGUCUGGGCUGGGGUUCGGCUUCAUGAGUGGAGCGUUUUCAAUGGUCAAUAUCCUGGCCGACUCUAUUGGCCCCGGCACCAUUGGUAUCCAUGGAGACUCCCAGCACUACUUCCUGUCCUCAGGUACUGUAUGAGGCUGCCGUGUUUUAGAACGUACUCGAUAGCCUGAAACCUCACUAACGUUCCUGACAGUAGUCAUUUUUGGGAUGGACCUGAGGCUAACUCUCUGUCUCCCUAUAGCCUUCAUGACCAUGGCCGUCAUCCUGCUCCACAUGUUCUGGGGGGUGGUGUUCUUUGAUUCCUGUGAGAAACAACACUGGUGGUCCCUGGCUGUGGUCGUCAUCAGCCACCUGCUCGUCUCCUGUCUGGUAAGUCAGAAAAGAGACAGAAAGAUGGAAAGAAAGGAUGGAUGGAUAGAUACAGUGAGGGGAAAAAAGUAUUUGAUCCCCUGCUGAUUUUGUACGUUUGCCCACUGACAAAGAAAUGAUCAGUUUAUAAUUUUAAUGGUAGGUUUAUUUGAACAGUUAGAGACAGUAUAACAACAACAAAAUCCAGAAAAACACAUGUUAUAAAUUAUUUGCAUUUUAAUGAUGGAAAUAAGUAUUUGACCCCCUCUCAAUCAGAAAGAUUUCUGGCUCCCAGGUGUCUUUUAUACAGGUAACGAGCUGAGAUUAGGAGCACACUCUUAAAGGGAGUGCUCCUAAUCUCAAUUUGUUACCUGUAUAAAAGAUACCUGUCCACAGAAGCAAUCAAUCAAUCAGAUUCCAAACUCUCCACCAUGGCCAAGACCAAAGAGCUCUCCAAGGAUGGCAGGGACAAGAUUGUAGACCUACACAAGGCUGGAAUGGGCUACAAGACCAUCGCCAAGCAGCUUGGUGAGAAGGUGACAACAGUUGGUGCGAUUAUUCGCAAAUUGAAGAAACACAAAAUAACUGUCAAUCUCCCUCGGCCUGGGGCUCCAUUGGUAACACACUACGCCGUGAAGGACUGAAAUCCUGCAGCGCCUGCAAGGUCCCCCUGCUCAAGAAAGCACAUAUACAUGCCCGUCUGAAGUUUGCCAAUGAACAUUUGAAUGAUUCAGAGGAGAACUGGGUGAAAGUGUUGUGGUCAGAUGAGACCAAAAUGGAGCUUUUUGGCAUCAACUCAACUCGCCGUGUUUGGAGGAGGAGGAUUGCUGCCUAUGACCCCAAGAACACCAUCCCCACCGUCAAACAUGGAGGUGGAAACAUUAUGCUUUGGGGGUGUUUUUCUGCUAAGGGGACAGGACAACUUCACCGCAUCAAAGGGAUGAUGGACGGGGCCAUGUACCGUCAAAUCUUGGGUGAGAACCUCCUUCCCUCAGCCAGGGCAUUGAAAAUGGGUCGUGGAUGGGUAUUCCAGCAUGACAAUGACCCAAAACACACGGCCAAGGCAACAAAGGAGUGGCUCAAGAAGAAGCACAUUAAGGUCCUGGAGUGGCCUAGCCAGUCUCCAGACCUGAAUCCCAUAGAAAAUCUGUGGAGGGAGCUGAGGGUUCGAGUUGCCAAACGUCAGCCUUGAAACCUUAAUGACUUGGAGAAAAUCUGCAAAGAGGAGUGGGACAAAAUCCCUCCUGAGAUGUGUGCAAACCUGGUGGCCAACUACAAGAAACGUCUGACCUCUGAUUGCCAACAAGGGUUUUGCCACCAAGUACUAAGUCAUGUUUUGCAGAGGGGUCAAAUACUUAUUUCCCUCAUUAAAAUGCAAAUCAAUUUAUAACAUUUUUGACAUGCGUUUUUCUGGAUUUUUUUGUUGUUAUUCUGUCUCUCACUGUUCAAAUAAACCUACCAUUAAAAGUAUAGACUGAUCAUUUCUUUUUCAGUGGGCAAACGUACAAAAUCAGCAGGGGAUCAAAUACUUUUUUCCCUCACUGUAGAUAGAUAGAUGGAUGGAUAAAUGUGUUCAUGCAAUAGGUGGACUUGACUGAUGGGUUGAUAAGUAAAUGUGUGUUGGGAGUAUCUUCCAGUACUACAGCAUAGUACUUACUUAGUAACGUCUUCUUCCCCAUUAGGACAUAAUGCCACAAAGGUUCCUCCACUGAUUCCUGUCCUUCACCGCAGCACUUCAAAUGGGACAAAACAUGUCCCCAAAGAUCCAUAAUAACCCAGCCUUUGUUGUCAUGUCUCUCCCCAGACGUUCUAGAACCCUCAGUAUGAAUGACCCCAAAGAUCCAUAAUAACUCAGCCUUUGUUGUCAUGUCUCUCCCCAGACGUUCUAGAACCCUCAUUAUGAAUGACCCUAAAGAUCCAUAAUAACCCAGCCUUUGUUGUCAUGUCUCUCCCCAGACGUUCUAGAACCCUCAGUAUGAAUGACCCCAAAGAUCCAUAAUAACCCAGCCUUUGUUGUCAUGUCUCUCCCCAGACGUUCUAGAACCCUCAGUAUGAAUGACCCCAAAGAUCCAUAAUAACUCAGCCUUUGUUGUCAUGUCUCUCCCCAGACGUUCUAGAACCCUCAUUAUGAAUGACCCUAAAGAUCCAUAAUAACUCAGCCUUUGUUGUCAUGUCUCUCCCCAGACGUUCUAGAACCCUCAUUAUGAAUGACCCUAAAGAUCCAUAAUAACCCAGCCUUUGUUGUCAUGUCUCUCCCCAGACGUUCUAGAACCCUCAGUAUGAAUGACCCCAAAGAUCCAUAAUAACUCAGCCUUUUGUUGUCAUGUCUCUCCCCAGACGUUCUAGAACCCUCAUUAUGAAUGACCCUAAAGAUCCAUAAUAACUCAGCCUUUGUCUGCCAUUUGUCUCCCAGAGGUUCCUGAACCAGAACCCUCAGUAUGAAUUUCCCCAGAGAUCCAUAAUAACUCAUCACCCUUUGUUAUUUCUCUCCUAGACAUUCCAGAACCCUCAGUACGUGGGCAGCCUGGUUCCCACCUACAUAAUCAUGUUCCUCAUGGGUCUCUGGGCGUUCUUCUGCGCCGGGGGAUCUCUCCGGAACCUUAAACUCUGCCUCACCUGCAAAGACAAGGACUUCCUGUUGGCCAACCACCGGCCCAGAUAA